Tetrahymena thermophila SB210 is the source of this 342-nucleotide messenger RNA. RefSeq lists its product as hypothetical. NCBI's taxonomy places the organism in Eukaryota, Ciliophora, Oligohymenophorea, Hymenostomatida, Tetrahymenidae. The transcript has a single exon. The record is from RefSeq and is a predicted model, not a curated record.
AUGGAAUAUAGUAGGCAAAUAAAGGGAAAUACUUUCAUAGUCUAUUAGGAAGAUUAAAGGGAGAACUCUUUAUCUCCUAGUUAAAAGAGACACACACACACACACACAUUCAUUAGAUAAUUAACUAUAACAUAAAGACAUAAGUUGAUUAUAAUAGUAUCGCUUAUGUAUGAGGGUAAAAGAUAUGUAAGUGUAAUUCAAAGUGUUUCUAUGCAUAGAUUGACGACUGAUUUAGACCCAAGGGAGCUGGACAAGAAGGGUGUUCCUUUUUCACCUGGCAAUAGACUUCAAAUACCAAUUGAUGAGCUUGAAGGAAAAUCAUUCCUCGGGCCUUCUCUGUGA